This is a messenger RNA of Solenopsis invicta (red fire ant), 1433 nucleotides long. RefSeq names its product CXXC motif containing zinc binding protein. The transcript is spliced from 2 exons. Gene Ontology annotation, molecular function: zinc ion binding. The record is from RefSeq and is a predicted model, not a curated record. Bases 235 to 720 code for a protein of 161 amino acids. NCBI's taxonomy places the organism in Eukaryota, Metazoa, Arthropoda, Insecta, Hymenoptera, Formicidae.
CGAUGAUGCGUACGUUGAAAGCUAGGUCGCUCGUUGAAAACCGGUCGGUAUGUUUACUUGCGGACCCACUAAUCGAAUAAUCACCGAGGCGAUCAGCCGUUCGCAAGCUGCCGCUUGCAAUCGCGACACCGUCCUCCGUAUGAGAAUUCAUCUGUAAACGCGUAUGCGCCUAUUCUGAUUUUACCUGAGGAAGCAUCUCGUACAGGCAGGACGCCGGCAGUUCCGCGGUCGAAGAUGGUGAAAAUAGCGUUGCGGAUCACGUGCAGACUCGACAACGUCGAGGAGCUGCGGCCGUCAGGACCCGAGUUCAGGUGGUGUCUCAAGUUCACUUGCUGCAAUUGCGGCGAGACAUCGGACAAGUGGAACUACGUCUCCCUGGACGAGUCGACACCGGUGCAACGGGGAAGCGGGGUCAAUCACUUCGUGAGUAAGUGCAAGCUCUGUUCCCGCGAGAACUCCAUGGCGAUAAUCGAGGACUCGGUCGGGUCCUUCACCGCGAACGACCAGGGACAGUUCAAGACGAUCGUCGUGUUCGACUGCCGGGGCAUCGAGCCCUCCGACUUCUCUGCGCGAGAGGGAUGGGUGGCCAAGGCAGUGGACGGCGGCAAGGAGUUCGCCGACGUGGAUCUGAGCGAGGGCGAGUGGGAGGACUACUGCGACAAGAUCAUGGAGCCUGUUGGGAUAUAUGAGAUCCAGCAUAGGUUCGAGAGAAUCAAGUGAGAUCGUUGACUCGCCGGACGGUGCCGUUUUCAUUGUCAGGAUUUCACGACAGAUCAAUUUUUCCCUGCCGAUUAACGAAACGAAGUCAACACACGUCUGUUAUGUGUAAAUAUGUAAAGAUAUACAUUACAGUCUUCAAUGCCUCUUUCAUUUCUUACACACAGAUUGUUAAUAUAUAAAGUUAUAAGAUUGUUAGAUCUUCUCAUUGAAUUGAGAAGAUGAAUAUCGUUCAUUUUCUGGCUACGUAGAAUUUGCAUCUGUGAAUUUACAUUCUAUUAUACCACCUCUUUCUGCAUCUGUAAUCAAUGAAUGAGUAUGUCAGAAAGAGAUGCUUGAACUGAAAUUUCAAUGAUCAUAUAAUGGGAUAAUAAUAAUAAUAAUAAUAAUAAUAAUAAUAAUAAUAAUAAUGCUGUUAUACUGGCCUCGUGGAAAAUUAUCUUGCUCAUGCUUGAAGUUCAAAAGAAUAAUUGAAGUGAAUUUUUUUUCCACCUUCAAAGAUAAUGUCAAGAAAUUAAAAAGUAAAUUGAAUGUGUCUAGAAAUUUAUAUUAUACUUGGAAAUUUUACUGCCUAAUUUUGAAUCUUUUCAGUCAUUUGUUACACGCGCACACUUGUUUGACACGUAUUAUACAACAUGUAUAAACGAGCACAGCUUGCAAUAUUUGGAGUUGACUGAAGAUUUGAACUCUUCUAGAAUUCUUCGCUCUCACUUUUA